Molecule: messenger RNA, 1743 nt
Organism: Ilyonectria robusta
Lineage: Eukaryota; Fungi; Ascomycota; Sordariomycetes; Hypocreales; Nectriaceae
Exons: 5
Coding region: 1-1743 (580 amino acids)
Molecular function (GO): ATP-dependent protein folding chaperone; ATP binding
Source: RefSeq, a predicted model, not a curated record
AUGGAGUUCGAGAAGCUCAACAUCACCGACCGCAAAAUCAUUGUCGGCAUCGACUUUGGUACCACCUACUCUGGUGUUGCAUGGGCCGAGACCCAGCGCCCCGAUCGUCGAACUGCCAUCACCACUUGGCCGGUGAGCAAGACCAUCCGUGAGGGCGAGUCUUCGGACAAGGUUCCCACCCAGAUCCGAUACAAUGGAAACGAGAUCGAAUGGGGUUUCUCUAUCCCCAUGACUGCACCCCCGGAAGAGACGAUCAAGUGGUUCAAGCUUGACCUUGACCCUUCCUUCAGAGCCUUAGCUCAGGGCGUGGGCCAGGCUAUCGGCGCCGAUGGUGCUCGCGGUGGACGCAGUGUCGACACGCUCGUUAGUGACUACAUAUCUGCACUUGGUGACCACCUCAUGUACACCCUUCGUGAGAAGCUGGGUGACAACAUCGUGCAGAGCACUCCUCUCGAAUUCGUCGUCACCGUUCCAGCCAUUUGGAGUGACCUCGCCAAGGACAAAACCAAGAAGGCCUGCCAAGCCGCUGCUGCUCUCUCUGCGACGAAGCAGCCCGUUCACUUGGUCUCAGAGCCCGAGGCUGCCGCCAUCUAUGCCCUUCACGGCCUUGAUCCCCAUGGCCUCAAGGUUGGCGACACCUUUGUCGUAGUCGAUGCUGGAGGUGGCACUGUCGAUCUCAUCUCCUACACCAUAACCGGCCUCAAGCCCAUUCUCGAGGUGCAGGAGGCAGCCCCCGGAUCCGGUGCUUUGUGCGGUUCUACCUUCCUCGACAUGCGCUUCAAGAAGUAUCUCAAAGCGAAGCUAGGCAAGGAGGAGGGCUUUGACGAUGAAAUGUUGGCUGAAGCCACAGAUGUGUUUGAGAAGAAGAUCAAACGCCAGUUUGCAUUAAACGUGGGACCUGAUGAGACCUACACUAUUCCUAUGGGUGGUCUCGCCAACAACAAGGCUCUUGGCAUCAGCCGUGGUCGUUUCUCCCUGAAGGCCUCGGAUCUGCAAGGCAUUUUCGAGCCAGUUGUGCUAGAAGUCAUCUCACUUGUCAAGGAGCAGAUCGCUUCGAGUAACGUGCCUAUCCGUGCCGUCCUCUUGGUUGGUGGCUUCGGUGCGUCCAACUACCUCAAGGAGCGCCUCCGCAACGCUAUCGACAAGAAGAUCCAGGUCAUGCAGCCUCCCAACGCCUGGCAGGCGGUUGUCCAGGGUGCCGUCAUGAAGGGCUUGGCCAACAGUGCUCCAGAUGAUCUUACUAUGGUCAAGAUCAAGAACCGCAAGGCCCGAAAGCACUAUGGUACUGAGUGGCGAUCUCGUUACGACGAGAAACUCCACUCGCACCUCAAGAGCAAGCGACAGUGGUGUGGUCUUGAUGGGUGCUAUAAGAUCCACGCUAUGGAGUGGUUCAUCCAGAGAAGCGACCAAGUCUCGGAGAACGAACCGUUCUAUACUUCGUUUGUUUGGACCGGCCUGGUCAGCCAAGGCCGCAUCCGUAAAAUCAAGAUGACCAUCUACAGCGACCAGACGAUGCGUGAUGCUCCCAUUGUUCGUGACGACAACGUCAAGAUUCUAUCCCACGUCGAGGCCGACGUCAGCCACAUUCCCGAGAACCUGUUGGCGAGACGGCAAGGUUCUGACGGCCAGUGGUACUAUGAGCUUAGCUGCAAGAUCGAGGCGGUUUACCUCUCCGCGUCGACAACUUACACGCUUCUAUACAACAACCAACGAUACAACACUGUGACUUGCGAAUACGUCUAG